AUGUUACGCAGCUACUACCACUACCACAGCUACUACCACAGCUACUACCGCUACCGCAGCUACUACCGCUACCGCAGCUGCUACCGCUACCACAGCUACUACCGCUACCACAGCUACUACCGCUACCACAGCUACUACCGCUACCGCAGCUACUACCGCUACCGCAGCUACCACCGCUACCGCAGCUACCACCGCUACCGCAGCUACUACCGCUACCGCAGCUACCACAGCCACAGCCACUACCACAGCCACUACCACAGCCACUACCACUACCACAGCCACAGCUACUACCGCAGACACAGGCACUACCGCAGACACUGGCACUACCGCAGGCACUGGCACUACCGCAGGCACUGGCACUACCGCAGGCACUGGCACUACCGCAGGCACUGGCACUACCGCAGGCACUGGCACUACCGCAGGCACUGGCACUACCGCAGGCACUGGCACUACCGCAGGCACUGGCACUACCGCAGGCACUGGCACUACCGCAGGCACUGGCACUACCGCAGGCACUGGCACUACCGCAGGCACUGGCACUACCGCAGGCACUGGCACUACCGCAGGCACUGGCACUACCGCAGACACUGGCACUACCGCAGACACUGGCACUACCACAGACACUGGCACUACCACAGACACUGGCACUACCACAGACACUGGCACUACCGCAGACACUGGCACUACCGCAGACACUGGCACUACCGCAGACACUACCACAGACACCAGAG
This is a messenger RNA of Oncorhynchus masou masou (cherry salmon), 731 nucleotides long. Its product is annotated as histidine-rich glycoprotein-like. The record is from RefSeq and is a predicted model, not a curated record. Lineage: Eukaryota; Metazoa; Chordata; Actinopteri; Salmoniformes; Salmonidae. The transcript has a single exon. The annotation marks the transcript as partial.